CCAAACGAGCACCGCUUCCCCAAAUAAUGAUAAUAAAGGAGGAGAGAGAAAGAGAGUGGAGGUCGUUGAUUAUUUUUUUCUAGAGAGAGAAACCAGAGCUUGAGUUGAAGAUGGGGCAGAUCGUGAAGCGGAAGAAGAAAGGGAGGCCAGCCGCGGCAGAUCCCGGCGCUCGUGAGCUGACGAAGCCCGAGCGAGACGUACGGCGGAGCCUCCGCCGCCGGAAUGUGAAGUACGUCUUCGACCUCGACGAUUACUUCGACGAGGACGAGGUCUUCGCGGACGACGACGACGGCGACGACGGCAGUCGGCGGGAGAAGAAGCUCGAGCUACUGCUCAAGCUCCAGACCACCGGCGGCGAGCGCGAGUCAACUAACAUCCCACAGGCCAGCAGGACAAGGCGCGUGGAGCACGCGCCGGCGACAUCGGCGUCCUCCGACGACGACAAACCGCCGAAGAAGCGGAGAAUCGACGACGAGGAUAUGGAUACGGACAUUGAGGAACGUAAUUAUAACGAUGACGACGAAGAAGAUGAGGUACGAGAAACAAAGCCAGAAAGCAGAGGUGAAGACUCACUUCCAGGGACACCGACAGAGGGACCGUUGACUGGGCUGCCGAUGCCCGAUAAGAGGGAUUUGGAGUUGAUUCUGGACAAACUUCAAAAGAAAGAUAUUUAUGGUGUUUAUGCAGAACCAGUUGAUCCGGAAGAGCUCCCAGAUUACCAUGAUGUAAUAAAAAAUCCAAUGGACUUUGCUACGGUGAGGAACAAGCUCGGUAAUGGAUCAUAUGCAACCUUCGAACAAUUCGAGAACGACGUUUUUCUCAUUUGCUCCAACGCAAUGCUAUACAAUGCACCAGAUACCGUAUAUCACAAACAGGCGCGCACCAUCCAAGAGCUGGCUACAAGGAAAUUCCAUAAAAUAAGAUUAAAUGUCGAACGAAUUGAGAAAGAGGUAAAGCCCGAGCAGAAAACGAGAUCCGCCUCUAUCUUGAAGAAGCAAAUUAAAAGAUCGUUGAGCCGUACAUUGCAAGAACCCGUCGGCUCUGAUUUCUCGUCUGGAGCUACUCUUGCAACACCCGGAGAAAUCCAGAAUGUUCCGUACGCACUUCAUCAGUCUGUGUCUGAGAAACCUAGUAGCUGUAAUGAUGGGCUAGUUGAGUCAAAUUCUUUCUUGAACGAUAGUAAUGUAGACAAGGCAGAAGAAUCAACCCCAGGGAAGGGUCCAACGUCUCGUUUUGUCAGGAAAUCAUUUGUGUACGGUGAGAAUCGGCGUGCGACGUAUAGCACAUCACUAUCUCAACCUGUGGACACCACGGAAUCUAUAUUCUCAACAUUCGAUGCGGAAACCAAGGAGCUGGUUCCUGUAGGGCUGUAUUCUGAUCAUUCAUAUGCUAGGAGCAUGUCUCGUUUUGCCGCAAAUAUUGGAUCUGUUGCCUGGAAAGUUGCUUCUAACAGGAUCGAGCAAGCGCUACCUGAAGGUUUUAAAUUCGGACAAGGCUGGGUUGGAGAGUACGAACCACUUCCAACUCCUGUCUUAAUGCUGCAAAACUGUACCGUGAAGGAACCACCAUAUUUAGCGAAAGUACAGCAAAAUCCGAGGAAGUUUGAUAAAAAAGUUCCGACUACCUUAGUUUCUGCUAAUAAGGAAAGCCCAUGUAGUAGUGUACCUUUCUUAGAACAAAAGUUGCCCUUUCUUGGUCCUACUGGUAUUAAACCACCACCACCACCGCCUUCUUCUUCUCCCGGUAUAUUCCAGAAUAUUCCAGAAACGAAGCCAUCUUUCUUUUUAUCUCCCGCGAUUAAACCUAUUACCGGUGCUCAUAAUGUCAGCUACCACCAUCAAAAUCUACAAUCGAGGCCUUUCGUCGAAUCAGAUAAAAAUGUCCGGAAAGUCGAAUCCAACGGUCAACCCUUCCGGAACAAAGUCGAAUCCAACGGUCAACCCUUUUUAAACAAAAAUGCAGCAGCAGCUAAUUCUACUGGCAACAACAGACAUAUUUCCAAGGUUUCAGAAAUGGAAGCUUCUAGACCGAUGGAGGUUUCUUCGAAAACCCAAAACUUCUCACCUUCCGGAUCUUUCAAACAGCCCGAUAGUAACGAAGUCGCUUUUCGAGAAUUAACCGACGAUAAAAAAGUAGUUGGUAAUACAAUAGCCCGUUUGUCCGCUGAUGUGGCGAAACCGGGUCAGGGUCAGGGUCUGAGCGACCCGGUCCAGAUGAUGAGAAUGCUGUCUGAAAAGGGUCGUAACAACAACCAACAGAAACAGCCGAAUCAAAUCGUUCCUCAAGUUUUACCAAACGAUUCGAACAAUGCUGCUAUAACAGCUGCUCGUGCAUGGAUGUCUGUAGGUGCAGGAGGAGGGUUCGUUAAUAGCAGACCCGUUGCAGAGAAUACGAAUCUCUUCAACAAGAACCAGAUAUACGCAGAUUCUCCCUAUAAUAAUAAUAAUAACUCGACUCGCGAUACUCAGACGCAAGUAUCGAGAUUUGGGAUGCAUGUUGUUCACGAGCAAGACAGCAAGAACGGCGGUUCACAGCUUCUUCAUGCAUUUGUGCCUCGAGGCUCGGUAAAUAUGAUGGUGGGGAAUGAAGCGCAGUUCCAAAAUCAGCAACGAAUGGUUUUACCACAGAUGGCGACUGCUGAUUUGUCGAGGUUCCAGCUGCACCAUCAUUCUCAUUGGAGGAAUAUUAGCCCGCAGAUGCAUUCGAGGCAGAAACAAGAAUCGGUACUUCCCCCGGAUUUAAAUAUUGAUUUUCAGUCAUCCGGGUCGCCCGGUAGGCCCAACUCCGGUGUCAUGGUUGAUUCACAGCAGCCCGAUUUGGCUCUUCAACUCUAAGACAAUGCUGUCUGAAAAAUAAAAUAUAUAUACUCUUCUUUAAAGUGCACUACGGAAGAAAAUGGGUGUGUAUUUCCGAUUGGGGCCAAACGAGGAAGAGAGAGCGUUUCUCUUGAUAUAUGUGUUGAUUUAUACGAGUUCUAUUCGGCGAUUCGGUUGAGUUUUUAGAGCAGGCAGAAGAAGAUAAAAAGAAAUGAAGGCAGAGGGAUGAGUUAUGUAAUGAGCUUAAAUCUGACUAAACGAGGAUUAUUAGCUUAGAACAAUUAUUAUUAUUAUUAAUUUUUUUUUUUUUUUUUUAUGUUACAUGAUUUUUCCUCUUUGAACUUUUACUGGAGCUGUCACGUUUCAUGAUGUUCAAGAAAAGGAAAAUGAUUUUGUUUUCUGUAUGUAUAUUCUUAGGUAUGGUUUGAGAAUAUUUAUGGAAUGGCUUAAUUUCA
Messenger RNA from Erythranthe guttata (spotted monkey flower), 3271 nucleotides. Its product is annotated as DNA-binding bromodomain-containing protein. Gene Ontology annotation, molecular function: protein binding. The record is from RefSeq and is a predicted model, not a curated record. NCBI's taxonomy places the organism in Eukaryota, Viridiplantae, Streptophyta, Magnoliopsida, Lamiales, Phrymaceae.